CGUUUCGCCUUUCGCACAUUCGCUUUCGCAAUGAAAUCAAUAUUCAGAAAGGAAUAGUUUUAUUCCGAGACUUUCUCCAAAAAACCGUGAUGUUUUUUCCACUUGAAGUUUACUAAUCUGAAGCUGUCUCAUUUCCAGUUAACGUUUGUUUUGUCUGUAGUUCAUUUCAUUUUUUUAUCAACAAAAUAAUUGAUAUGACAAUCAAGUUUAGGUUAAGCAACUCCCACCCCUAUACGUGCGCCGCAGUGAAAUAUUCUUAUGAUAUUAAUACAUACCUAUCUCUUUAAAGAGGUGGUCAGGAUUCAGAACUUCGUAAGCUUUACAAUGCCAGCAUACGAUGGUCUUUUCCUAAACAUGCAAUCUAAUUGACAUGCCCAUCCUAUCAAUUGUAGGUUUUAGAAAGUGAAAACUUCCGUACCAACGUACCAAGUCUAAAUGUCAGAAAAUUUUCAAUCCGCAGUCAUCACACCUGAAGAAUAAUACUUUUGAAAAAAUGAAGAAGUGGAAAGUGUCACAAUAGCUGUGUAUCAUUAACAGAACUUUAAUCCUCGCAAGCAACUUUAUAUCAAACCCAGAAUGGCUUCAGAAGCAUUAUUUUUCUUACUUCCUUUGGCGUCCAUCCUGCAAGUGGCUUAUGGAUUCUACGUGCCAGGUGUAGCUCCAGUUGAAUUUGCCUUCAAGGACCGCAUUGAAGUAAAAGCUGUCAAGAUGACGAGCGUUCACACACAGCUUCCAUAUGAAUACUACUCCUUGCCUUUUUGUACACCAUCGAGUGGCAUUGUUUACAAAACGGAAAAUUUAGGGGAAAUUCUUCGUGGUGACCGAAUUGUCAAUACACCAUAUGAAGUGAAAAUGGCGGAAAAUGUAUCAUGCAAAGAACUCUGUGUGAAAGAAUGGACGGAAGCAGACCAAGAAUUGGUUCAAGAUCGAAUAUUACAUGAAUAUUCCGUCAGUCUGCUCGUUGACAAUUUACCGUGUGCAACAAGAAUCAUCAAUCGUGAGACUGAUGAGUUUAAUUACCAACAUGGAUAUCAGCUCGGUUUUGUCAAACCAGAUGGCACCACAUACAUCAACAAUCAUCUGAAUCUCAUUUUAUUUUAUCACCGCACAACAUCGAAUAUGUACAGAGUAGUCGGUUUUGAAGUUCAAACUCAAAGUAUUGAUUACAAUUCCUUCAUCAAAGAUGGUGAUAGUUGUAAAUUCCAAGUCAAGAGUCAACCUCAGAAGGUCAAGGCUGGUUCAGCAAAUAAAGUCAGAUUUACCUACUCUGUAACAUGGCAAGAAUCUGAUGUAAGUUGGGCAUCACGCUGGGAUAUUUAUCUGGCAAUGAACGACUCUCACAUUCAUUGGUUUUCCAUCGUCAAUUCUUUAGCCAUCAUUUUCUUCCUGUCUGGAAUUUUAACUAUCAUAAUGAUUCGCACAAUUCGCAAAGACAUCGCUCAGUACAACAAAGGCAUGGAAGACGUUGCUGAGGAAAGUGGCUGGAAGCUCGUGCAUGGAGAUGUGUUCCGUCCUCCUCGGAAUCCACGUCUUUUUUCGGCUGUGAUCGGCUCUGGCGUUCAGAUCUUUUCUGUUGCGCUGAGUACCAUUUUUUUGGCUAUGUUAGGUAUGUUGUCACCUGCUUCAAGAGGAGCUUUACUAACUGCUGCCAUCAGUACUUACGUAUUUAAUGGUGUACUUGCUGGUUAUGUGUCAGGACGAAUUUAUAGGACUUUAAAAGGAAGAGAAUGGAAAAAGUCAGCUGUUUUAACGGGAUUGCUUCAUCCAGGAUUCGUCCUUGGGACCUGUUUUAUUCUCAACUUUCUCAUCUGGGGUGAAAAGUCGAGUGGGGCUGUCCCCUUCCCGACAAUGCUGCUAUUAGCUGCUCUGUGGAUUGGAGUACUACUUCCUUUGGUUGUGUUAGGCGCAUAUUUUGGUUACAGAAAACCACCUUUUGCACAUCCUGUCAGAACGAAUCAAAUUCCCCGGCAGGUUCCGCAGCAGUUGUGGUAUAUGAAUCCUGUUCUCUGCACAUUAAUGGCAGGAAUUUUGCCUUUCGGUGCAGUCUUCAUAGAGUUGUUCUUCAUUCUGACAGCAAUUUGGGAAAAUCAAUUUUACUACUUGUUUGGUUUCCUAUUCCUAGUUUUUAUCAUUCUCAUCAUUCUAUGUGCCCAGAUUGCAAUUGUGAUGGUAUAUUCGCAACUACGUGGAGAGGAUUACCACUGGUGGUGGCGCUCUUUAUUUGUCUCAGGAGGUUCAGCUGUCUACAUAUUUUGUUACUCUGUUUUCUAUUUUGUAACAAAAUUAGAAAUAACUGAACUAAUUCCCACCAUACUGUAUUUUGGUUACACAUCAGUCAUGGUUGUCACUGUUUGGCUUUUUACCGGUACCGUCGGUUUUUUGGCAACGUACCUGUUCCUUCAAAAAAUCUAUUCUGCUGUGAAAAUAGACUAAGCUUUACAUUUAAGGUUUUUGAAAAUAGAUUUAAAGACAUUUAGGUAAGUAUAGUUUCUAAGAAAA
Messenger RNA from Bemisia tabaci, 2499 nucleotides. RefSeq names its product transmembrane 9 superfamily protein member 4 (gene TM9SF4). Gene Ontology annotation, biological process: protein localization to membrane. Gene Ontology annotation, cellular component: membrane. NCBI's taxonomy places the organism in Eukaryota, Metazoa, Arthropoda, Insecta, Hemiptera, Aleyrodidae. The record is from RefSeq and is a predicted model, not a curated record.